Eriocheir sinensis (Chinese mitten crab) is the source of this 7008-nucleotide messenger RNA. Its product is annotated as mucin-2-like. NCBI's taxonomy places the organism in Eukaryota, Metazoa, Arthropoda, Malacostraca, Decapoda, Varunidae. The transcript has 3 exons. Bases 20 to 5185 code for a protein of 1721 amino acids. The record is from RefSeq and is a predicted model, not a curated record.
CGUCUCACGCGCCACCACGAUGAAGGUGGUGGGGGUUCUCCUGCUGCUCCUGCUGGUGGCGGUGGCCGCGGCGCAGAACCACAGCCAGAAUCACGCCACCGAGCAGGACUUAAGACAGAAGAAAGGAGAGAACCAGAGCCAGAGCCAGGAACACCAGAACCAAGAAGAAAACGAAGAGCAAAACCAAGGACGAGCAAAACGAGAACAUAACCGAGAACAGAACAGGGACAAGAGACUAGACCGGCAGGAAGAAGAUAUAGAAACCCGAAGAAGAGAAGAAAAGAACCCAAGACAGCAUCACUCAGACGAAGACAGAGAAAAGAACCCGGGAAAGAGCCGAGAAAGAGAGGAAAGAAAACGAGAACAGAACAGGGACAAGAGACUAGACCGGAAGGAAGAAAAUAUAGAAACCCAAAGAAGAAAAGAAAAGAACCCAAGACAGCAUCACUCAGACGAAGAGGGAGAAAAGAACCCGGGAAAGAGCCGAGAAAGAGAGCAAAGAAAACGAGACUCAGACGAAGAAAAGAACCCGGGAAAGAGCCGAGAAAGAGAGCAAAGAAAACGAGACUCAGACGAAGAAAAGAACCCGGGAAAGAGCCGAGAAAGAGAGCAAAGAAAACGCGACUCAGACGAAGACAGACAUAAGGACCCGGGAAAGAGCCGAGAACGAGAGGAAAGAAAACGAUCCCAAACCAACCAGAACCGAAGACAAAGUAGAAGAAGAGGAAGACAAAGAGAGAGACAGAACCGGAGAGGGAGAGAGAGCCGAGAGGAGGAGAAACAAGAAGAACCCCGGAAGAGAAGAAGACAACAGAACCAGGACAGAAAGCGCCGGCCAAGGAACCAGUCGCGUAGUAGACCAUCCAAGAGGAUCCACACAAGAACCCCACGUCAACACCAGCCAGGAAUUCCCCUCAGCCAAGCAGGACCCCAAUUCCCGACGCGGUUCACGACUCAAUCCGACUCCAAGGAACCUCAAGUUCAACGCCCCAAGUUCUCGGUUCGUGCCAAGUCUCAAGAACGGGACCAAGGUUCGAUUCCAGCUUCAAGAGGAACGGGAGUGCCCUUGUUUGAAAUCCUACAGAGUGUUGCAGAAGAUACCCAUAGCGAUAACUCUGCAACCCGGAUGUCCUCUUCUUCUUCUUCCUCCUCCUCCUCCUCCUCUUCUUCCUCCUCCUCCACACAUAAGAAGCCCCAACACAAUCAUCCCCCUCAGCCCUCCUCCUCCUCCUCCUCCUCCUCCUCCUCCUCCUCCUCUCGAAGUAAAAGCAAGCCUGCUACUUCUUCACCGCCCGAGACAUUUGCAAAAGUCACCCCUCCCAAAAAUGACCCACUAUCACCAUCACCACCACCACCACCAUCAUCACCACCUUCACCUCCACUAUCCACUUCUAGUUCUCCGCCAUCUUCAUCUCCACCCUCCCCUCCACACGCUCCAUCUUCUUCGUCUUUCGGCAACAGCAUCAAGAGAAUUCUACUGACUGAUACAAAGGCAAUUCCACCUUCCUCAUCCACUUCGGUAUCACAUGAGCCUUCCCCUGAUCCACCUACGCCAUCAUCCACUUCUACCACUCCACACGCUACGAGCUCUCCAUCUUCUUCAUCUAUCGCUAAAACAGAAUCAUCUCCGCUUUCCUCUUCCACCUCUUCCACUUCACCACAACAAACUUUCUCCUCUCCACUGCCUCCACCAUCCACAUCAAGUCCUCCGCAGUCCUCUCCACCUACCAAAAGCUCUCCACUCACUCCGUUUGUAGUUGAAGUCAUUCAGAAUGUGAAAUCGAUUACACCACAGGCAACUCCUUCCUCUGCUCCACCUACUCCAUCAUCCACUUCUACGCCUCCACCCACUGAAGCCACUCCUCCUCCACCUUCUCCAUCUAUCGGUAAAACCACUAAGAGAAUUGAAUCGGCUAAUACGGAAUCAUCUCCACCUUCAUCUUCCACUUCACUACAACAAGCUUCCUCUCCACUUCCUCCACCAUCCAAAGCAAGUCCUCCACAGUCCACUCCACCUGCCAGAAGCCCUCCACUCCCUCAUUCUGUUGGUGAAGUCAGUCAGAAUGUGGAAUCAAGCACUCCACAGCCACUUCCAUCCACCUCAGCACCCAAAGACUCUACUCCACCACUUGUGAUAACCACGAAAUCCACUCCACAGUCAAUUCCACAUCCCUCUUCCACUUCAGAGCCCGAAUUUACUUCACCACCUCUGCUAACCACUGCACCUCAUCCACAACCAACGCAACCACCACCUCGGCCUCUUCCACCUUCUCAUGCUCUUACUCCUCCUCCUCCUCCUCCUCCUCCUCCUCCUUCUUCUUCUUUUGGUUUGCCUCGUUUUAAUCAAGGUCGUUCAAAUGGUCUCAGUCUGGGUGCAAGAGUUCGUCCGGAAGCACCUUCUUCUUCUUCUUCUUCUUCCUCUUCUUCACCUUCUUCUUCUUCUUCUUCUUCAUCUUCUUUCUCCUCUUCUCGUUUUCCUUCCUCUUCUCGUUCUUCCUCUUCUUCUUCUCGUUCUUCCUCUUCCCAUUCUUCUUCCUCUUCUCGUUCUUUUUCCUCCUCUCGUUCUUCCUCUUCUUCCCGUUCUUCACAUCCACCUCCAUCUCCUUCUUCAUCUCCUUCUUUUCUUCCUUCUACACAUCCACCAUCUUCUUCUUCAUCUCCUCCUUCUUCUCAUUCUUCCCAUCCACCACCUUCUUCUUCAUCUCCUUCUUCUUCUGUUUCUUCCCAUCCACAACCUCCAAAAUCUCCUCCUCCACCUCCCUCAAAGUCACCACCACCACCACCACCACACACCAUACGCCACACCACACCACAGCCACACUCCACCACCACAAAGCCACACUCAGGCUACCAUUACCGAACACCCAAAAUUCACUUCUAUCUUCCCACAAUAUCUUUUAAGCCCCUAUCUACAACCCCUCGAACCUCCUCCUCCUCUUCCUCCUCCUCCUCAUCGUCAUCCCAUCAUUCCUCCUCCUCCUCUUCCUCUUCCUCUUCCUCUUCCUCGUCUAGGUCUACAUACUCAUCUUACCGGACUACCUCAAGCAACUCUCAACCUCUUUCACUUCGAGUACCACCAAAAUCAUUCUACUCCACUUUGACUCCCUCUUCACUCCACACCACAGCCUCCUCAUUCCACAUCUCCACACCCUCCCCACUCCAUUCCACAGCCUCUUCAUUCCACACCACAGGCCACGCAUUCCACAAAACCACAAACUGCUCAUGCGACAAGCCUCUCAAAUUCCCAUUCCUCUCAGGUCAUACCAGGACUUCUUCUUUGCCACAUUCCUUAUUCACUACUACACCAGCCCCCCCCUCAUACCAGACACCAGAAUCUUCAUACCAGACCCCAGAUACCUCAUACCAGACUACUACACUUUCACACCGGUCUUCCACGUCCCGAUACCAGCCCCCAGACCCUACAUACCAGCCCCCUCAUACCUCAUACCAGCCCCCAACUACAGCCCCAUACCAGUCCUCCACAUUCUUAUACCAGCCUCCGCACCACUCAUACCAGCCCCCAACCACACCCUCAUCCACAUACAAAACCCCAGACCACUCAUACCAGCCCCCAAAACCAUCAUACCAGACACCAGACCACUCAUACCAGCCCCCAAAACCAUCAUACCAGACACCAGACCACUCACACCAGACCCCAAAACCAUCAUACCAGCCCCUAGAACCUACAUACCAGCCCCCAAAACCAUCACACCAGCCCCUAGACCCUACAUACCAGACCCCAAAACCAUCAUACCAGCCCCUAGAACCUACAUACCAGCCCCCAAAACCAUCACACCAGCCCCCACAUCCUACAUACCAGACCCCAAAACCAUCACACCAGCCCCCACAUCCUACAUUCCAGACCCCAAAACCAUCACACCAGCCCCCACAUCCUACAUACCAGACCCCAAAACCAUCAUACCAGCCCCUAGAACCUACAUACCAGCCCCCAAAACCAUCACACCAGCCCCCAGAUACCUCAUACCAGACCCCAAAACCCUCAUACCAGCCCCCACAGCACACAUACCAGCCCUCAACCACACCCUCAUACCACUCUUUCACAUCCUCAUACCAGACACCAGACCCUGCAGACCACACCCCAUUCCACUUACACUUAACUCCAGCUCCUAAAAAGCAUAUCCAGCCCCAAGUCCACUUAUCCACAUCCUCAUACCAGACACCAGUCCCUUUAUAUCACACCCCAUCUCACUCACACCAGACACCAGCCCCCUCACACACAGCCCCCCAAAAGCCUCUCCACCCUGUACACCACUCAUACCAGCCCCCAAACUCGCCCUUAUACCAGGAAACUACCACCUCCUCCUACCAGAAUAUAGGCCCUUCCUCAUACCGCACCCCAGCCCACUCAUUCCAUCCAUAUCCAGCCCCUAAGAAGUCGUUCCAGCCCCCUCCUCCACCAGCCCCUUACCAAACCACACCUUCUCCGUCAUACCCCACACCAGAUCACUCCGGCUACUCAUACCUCCCCCCAGCUAUCCCAUUCCACACCCCAGCGCUUACAUUCGACCCCCCUUACCCCCUCUACCCUCCGUACCCUCCCCACGCAGUCCUCCCUCAACAUCAGACCCCAAGACCACUAGCGACAACCCCUCAAAAAGAUCCAAACAACCUCCUCACCAUUGUAUUCAAGACCGCUACACCAUCACAUGAGCCAACCACGGACAUGUACGGACCCACAACACCCAAGCCCAUAUACCAGUCACCCAAGGACACGUACAUACCUACCACACCAAGACCCACGUACCAAACACACAAGGACACAUACCCUCGCAAACCCACGACUCCACGGCCCAUAUUCAAGACUCCAAAGAUCACGUACAGGGUCACGACGCCUCAGCCCACGUACCAAGAUAAGGACACGGACGCAACCACCUCCACGGACCGUCCGCGUAAGCACAGCGGACAGGCGGGGCUCGAACAGGACUUGGUACAGGAGCUGAUCAACAGGGAGGUCCUCGGCCAUGCGGUUCAAAAUAAGGCAGACAACACGCUGUACAGCUACUUCGCCGGGCUGCCAAGGUCCCGUAGCUCCAGCGUGGACAUCUACCAGAUCGUGCCCGCCGUGGCCUACCUGAAGAACAACGCCACCCGCACAUCUAAGGGCGUCAUCCACUACAGCCUCUUCGGGUAUCCGCGGAAAGGCGAGGCGGUGGGGAUACCCUAGGCCGUCUGAAGCACUUUACUCGUCAAGGAUAAAAGUGUUGAGAUUAAUAGUGGGAGGAAGUUGCAUGGUGACUUAAAGUGUGAAUGUUGAGCUCAGUGACCCUUGUUCGAGCCCUGGCGUUGGAUGAGUGUUUUCCAGCCAUCGCAAGACGGCUGGACACCCUCGGUCUGACGCACUUUUCUCCUGAUGAAAAUAAAGGUGUUGACUAUAGUGGUAUAGGGGAGGCAGUGACACAGUGGCUAGUGUGAACGUGCUGAAAACAAUGUCCCUCGUUCGAAUCUCGCCGUCGGAUGAUGAUUGUCCAGCCUGUCUAUCUGCCCUGACUUCGGCUGCACGCUGACGCACUUUUCUGGCGAUUGAAGUGAGAGUGUUGACAUUAGUGGAGGCGUGAGGCAGCGGGGUGGUGGCAGAGCGUGAAUGUGCUGAGAGAAGUGUCCUUAGUUCGAGCCCCGGCGUCGGAUAGUGAUUUCCCAGCCAUUGUUGGGUGGCCGAAUACCAUCCACAUGCUUGUCUGUCUGCCAUGCCCUCGGGGUCAUGAAUGUACCAAAGGGAGCACCGCGGGGCAGCCUGAGCCAAGACGCAAAAAAGAAAAUAUCGAAACACUCAGAUAUAUUCAUCCGCGUUGCCCUAACCAACAGCUGGGCGGGACCACAACCACUACGCUAUAAGAUAUACAGAUUACCGGUGCGCUGGGGUAUGCAUGAAAAAGAAAGCAUAUACGAAGGUGUCCUCGCUCCCGACACCCGCGGCUUCACUUCGGUAUCAUUAUUUUUUUGCGGUGGAGUUUACGAGUGUCGGCGGGGGUGAUGGCGGGGCAAAGGUGACCCGUAGCAAGGCCUCGGCGGCACCCUCUUGCUCUCUUUUCUCCAUCCCUGAAGCACUCAAAGGUUUAUUACGCUGCAUCCUUCUACAUUUCCUUCCUUGCCAUUCUAACCCUUCCUUCCUUCCUUCCUUCCUUCUUUUCCCUCAUUCCUUCCUUCCUUUUUUUCCCUUCCUUCCUUCCUUCCCUCAUUCCUUCCUUUUUUUCCCUUCCUUCCUUCCUUCCCUCAUUCCUUCCUUCCUUUUUUUCCCUUCCUUCCUUCCUUCCCUCAUUCCUUCCUUCUUUUCCCUUCCUUCCUUCCUUCUUUGUUUCUUUGUUUGUUGUUAUGUUGAAUAGGCGAGUUUAUCUCUGCGUGUGAGGCCUGGGAGCGAUCGAGAACAUUGCAAGGCACUCUUAGGAAGCGGUCAGAUUUGUGUUAUGUUUUCGCUACAAAAGAAUGCUGAAUAUGAUUGUUCAGAACAUUUAGUAAUAGUUGAUUUUAGUUUAUUAGUUAGCUAGUAGUUAAUUAGUUAGUUUGUUAGUGUUAUUAGUUAGUUAUUAGUUAGUUUAUUAGUGUUGUUAGUUAGUUAUGCUCAACGAAUAGAAGAUAGCACUUUCAUUACGAUCAUUUUCCUUAAUCUAAUGUUUAAUCUUUUUCUUUUUCUUUUUUUAUUAUUAUCGCAUAUAUAUAUUUUUGUCUUUGAUAUUAGAUUUUAUUACAUACUCUUAUUCCUUACGUCGUUGAUAAGAUAAGAGGUCACACAGUUAUGCUCAAUCCGGUUCAUGCAAAUUCUGACAUUCAUAGCAGAAGUAUAUAUGUAAAUAAAACCUAAAAACUGAAAAAAAUAAGUUAGGUUGCCUGUCGAGUGAAAAGGUUCGCCUACUGUAAGCCGCCAAACCCAAGUCUCGUCUACCUCUGAUGCGGUUUAAUAAAAUAAUGAAUAAAAAAAAGUGUUACGAUACAUAUAAAUAGUGUUAAGAUACAAAUAAAUAGUGUUAAGAUAUAAAUAAAGAGUGUUAAGCC